GCAUAUUAUAUCUAAUAUAAAAGAGAAAAACAGAAAUAAAAUAGAACAGUAUUAAAAAAUUUUGAAUAACUGCACAGCUGCAUAAUUAUAUCGAAUAUCGAUAAACCUCUCUAACUCAACCUCUCUCCUCUUUUCUGUUAUUAUUGCUGGCGGUUGAUGGUAUUCUCGCCUGCACUGCACGAGAAUUCGAGAGCUGUCAAAGUGUCUUUUUUUUCGGAUCGUUAAGAGGGAUAUCUCAAAUUCUCAGGCUGCACAAAAAACGAGUGAGAAAGGAGGAGGGAAUUUGGCGCUCAAUCACGUCGUAAUUAUACGCGCGCGAGAUGUGUCAGUGGCACGCGACACGCGCGAUCGAGCGGGAUCCGUUGCGACGGGAAUUAGGUUAUGCUCCGAGCAUCGGCGAUUAAAAGCGACGGACGUCAUCGCUGCAGGGUUAGCGCGUUAUCCCCUGGCGUUCCCCUGGCGUGUACGAGCCAAUGGCUCGGCCCUCCGUCUCGGCGCAAUGCGACCUGGUCGCGUCACACAUGGACGGGGUCCACGUGAAAAUCGCGGAGGCCUACAAACCGCCGAGGAAGAUCGGCCUACCCGCGGCGUACAACAACCGAUUGCCGGACGUGUCGAAGUUGAUGUACGACUUCAGCCUGGAGAAAUCGGUGCUCGAAAAGAUGUGCGAGUGGCGCAAGGCUAGACAGGCCUACAGCAAGGCGCGUCAGGCUCGGCUGAGGGAGAAGAGGAAGAAGGAGAAAGAGGAGGCACCUCCGUCGCCACCGCCGCCGCUCGCGGAUUGCGUGAAGCAGGUACCUGUCAACGCGCCACCCGCUCCGGAAACAAUACUCACGCCCCAGCCGCUGUCAUCGCCUCCGGCGAACGACCUUCAGGAUCAUGUGAAGACCAACGGGGACCUGGACUUCGCCGACUUCGACAACGACACGAGCAGCCCCUUCGACAAUAUGGAAUUGAAGACCAUCAACGACAUGGAGGAAUUAGCGCAGGUUUUACAGCCUAGGUCGCAAUGGAUGCCCGCGGGAAAACUGGAGAAUAUCAUAAGUGAACUAACGAUCGACGAGACGUCCGAGAUUUGCAAGGAGGAGGAAACCGAUACGGAGAGUCCGGUGGACGACGAGGCCGACGCGGACGCGCUCAGCGUCGAGAAUCACCGUAGCGUCUCGACGAUAAUGCAGGAACUUCAGAAGGAAUUGGAACGGCCUGUUAUGGAGAACUGGAAGCCGUGGCCCGAUCUGGAGAGUCCGGACAGCGACGCCGCGCAUGCGACCCCGCGGCACGACGACUCGAAUCACGCGAAACCGCCGGCGGACUUGUUGUCGGGCAUGACGGAGGACGAUCUGAAGCUGGUCAUGCAACUGGGCGACAUGGGAUUCCCCAAGAGCAGAGCGGCACGCGCGGUACUGGAGCUGGGACGUGCGAACGAGAAGAAGAUCGUGGAAUACCUACUGGCCGUCCAGUCCCUGGAGGAGACCGGCGUCCCGAGCGACUACGCCGAGACGGCGCUGACGCUCGCGCAGCACGAUCAGUCCAAGGCGAAGGUCUACUACGAGAAUCUGUGCACGCUGAAGGAUCUAGGAUUUCCCGAGGACAAAGCUUCCGCGGCGUUAGUCAAGUGUAACUUCGACCGCGACAAGGCGUUGGAUCUUCUGAUCGCUUGAGUGGACGAUCGAGUCGCCGUCGCCACGAGGAGAGAGACCUUAAUAUUUUUCUUUCGCAACGCAAUUAUUAAUGUGAAAAAAAAACAUAGCAAAACGGAGAAUCCUGGGACUUUUAUAUAUCGCAUGGAAGGUACAUCGAGACACGAUCACAAACGUAUAUUUUAAUAUAAAAAAAAAAGAUACCGUUAUCAGUGAGACUAGUCUUGAAUAACGAUACCUCAAGGAAGUGAAUAUGUGGAAUAUGAUGUAAUAAUUUAACACUCCGCUAAUCCGUCGAUUAUGUCAUGGAAUUUGAAUUCCUGCUGGGCAUUACUGAAACUAUUGGUAGCCGCAAUACUGCGAAAUAAAUUAUUAUAAACAA
Wasmannia auropunctata (little fire ant) is the source of this 2022-nucleotide messenger RNA. RefSeq lists its product as uncharacterized. Gene Ontology annotation, cellular component: ESCRT I complex. NCBI's taxonomy places the organism in Eukaryota, Metazoa, Arthropoda, Insecta, Hymenoptera, Formicidae. Gene Ontology annotation, molecular function: ubiquitin binding. The record is from RefSeq and is a predicted model, not a curated record. Bases 474 to 1661 code for a protein of 395 amino acids. Gene Ontology annotation, biological process: ubiquitin-dependent protein catabolic process via the multivesicular body sorting pathway. The transcript has 4 exons.